GACGUAGACUCUUAUCGCCGGGAAGUUACAACCACUGAUUUCCAGAAACUCAUACUACUGCCACCAUAGACGAUUCCCUCCGCCCCCGCCGCUUCUAUGACUUCCAUUCUCAACACCGUCUCCCCCAUCCUCUCCUCCAGAGUUUACUCCGCGGAACGUUUCGGAGCUCUCUCGCUCCGAAAUCCCGUCGAGUUCACUCGUCGACGUCCCGGUUGGUCCACGCCGGACUUUGAGUCUUCUGGGCGGAGAUUGGUUGUGCGUGCUGCGGAGACUGAUACUGAUAAAGUUAAAUCUCAGGUACCGGACAAGGCACCAGCUGGUGGUUCAAGCAUUAACCAGCUUCUUGGUAUCAAAGGAGCUGCUCAAGAGACUAAUAAAUGGAAGAUUCGUCUGCAGCUUACAAAGCCAGUCACUUGGCCUCCAUUAGUCUGGGGAGUGGUCUGUGGUGCUGCUGCUUCAGGGAACUUCCACUGGACUCCAGAGGACGUUGCUAAGUCCAUUCUUUGCAUGUUGAUGUCUGGCCCAUGUCUUACUGGUUAUACACAGACUAUCAACGACUGGUAUGAUCGAGAUAUUGAUGCUAUUAAUGAGCCGUAUCGUCCAAUUCCAUCCGGAGCCAUAUCAGAGCAAGAGGUUAUCACACAAGUCUGGGUGUUGUUACUGGGAGGUCUCGGAAUUGCUGGAGUCUUAGAUGUGUGGGCCGGGCAUACCACUCCCACUUUGUUCUAUCUUGCUCUGGGAGGAUCUUUGCUCUCUUAUAUCUACUCUGCUCCACCUUUGAAGCUAAAACAAAAUGGAUGGGUUGGAAACUUUGCACUGGGGGCGAGCUAUAUCAGUUUACCAUGGUGGGCUGGACAAGCAUUGUUUGGCACUCUUACACCAGACGUUGUCGUUCUAACACUCUUGUACAGCAUAGCUGGGUUGGGAAUAGCCAUUGUUAAUGACUUCAAAAGUGUUGAAGGAGACAGAGCAAUGGGGCUUCAGUCUCUCCCUGUAGCUUUUGGCACUGAAGCUGCAAAAUGGAUAUGCGUUGGUGCUAUAGACGUUACUCAACUCUCUGUUUCUGGCUAUCUAUUAGCGUCUGGCAAACCUUAUUAUGCGUUGGCGCUACUUGCUUUGAUAAUUCCACAGAUUGUGUUCCAGUUUAAGUACUUUCUCAAGGACCCUGUCAAAUACGACGUCAAGUACCAGGCUAGUGCACAGCCGUUCUUGGUGCUUGGCAUAUUCGUGACGGCAUUAGCAUCAAGUCACUGAAGGAGCGUAUUCUAGUGGAGUUUUUGGCCACAAAGCAAAUGUGCUAUAUUGCGGAGGCAUCGACUAGUCUUAAGACGCUGUAAAAUAUAAUGUAUGUACCCAUCACUAGAAACAACUCUUGUUUCUUGUUGUAUCAAGCUAGUCGAGACAGGUGAACUGAGAGCGCUAUGUAAGUGUUUCUUAUAGUAUGUCCUAAUGCAAAAUUUCAGUAAAAGAAAA
Messenger RNA from Raphanus sativus (radish), 1473 nucleotides. RefSeq names its product chlorophyll synthase, chloroplastic. Gene Ontology annotation, cellular component: membrane. Gene Ontology annotation, molecular function: chlorophyll synthetase activity. Bases 97 to 1254 code for a protein of 385 amino acids. Gene Ontology annotation, biological process: chlorophyll biosynthetic process. Lineage: Eukaryota; Viridiplantae; Streptophyta; Magnoliopsida; Brassicales; Brassicaceae. The record is from RefSeq and is a predicted model, not a curated record. The transcript is spliced from 14 exons.